AGGUGUACAAUCAGAAGUUCGAGAUCCUCGGCACGGACGAGUACACAGCCAAGUUUGUGCAGAACUCGGACCAGCCGCGUGCCUACGACAUGGACGCCGUGCUGGAGAAGGUCCGCGAGGCGAUGCGCCAGAAGUUCCCCCUCAUCCGGGACGUGUUCCGCAAGUUCGACCUGGACCACAACGGCGUAAUUACGCAGAGCGAAUUCCAGGAGGCGUUCAAGGCGCUGAACAUCCACCUGUCGAAGCAGGAUCUGCUCGCCAUAAUGAGGCACUUCGACACGCGCCAGGACGGCCAGGUCAGCUACAACGAGUUCUGCGACGCCGUGUGCGAGCGAGACUAUACACAGAGCAUGCUAGAGCCCAGGAAGGGCCUGGAGAAGGGCGACGACGCCGCGUACGAGGGCAGGGCUUCCGGCAAGGAGGAGGAGCGCCAGGAGACCGAGAGGGUCCGAAAGGCAGUCCGGGACAUCGGCGACAUUGUCUACAAGCACACCCAGGUAAAGACCAGACUGAUGAAGGAGUUCGGGAAGAUGACGCACAGGCCGACCGUGUCCGUGCAGCAGAUCCAGGGAGCGCUCGGCAGCCUCGGUUUCGACGUCGACCUGGACGACGUCAUCCGCGCCGUGCUGUACACGCAGCCCGAUGCCGACCUCGCGGAGGUGAGCUACGUCGACUUCUUGAAGGCCCUCGACACGACUUUCCACGAGAACUCCAAUCCCCGCUGAGAGGCGCCCGGCCCUUGCGCGCCCUCCGCCCCGCCGACCCCCGCAGCGGGCGAGGCGAGCCGAGGCGCGCCGCCCUGGCAGCGCCGAGGAGGGCUGAGGGCGGUGGGCCUGGCGCAGUUCGCUUGCCCUCCACCUCCUCCUCCUCCUCUUUAUCCUCCUCCUUCUUCU
Messenger RNA from Prorocentrum cordatum, 893 nucleotides. Lineage: Eukaryota; Dinophyceae; Prorocentrales; Prorocentraceae. The record is from the annotation of a GenBank genome assembly.